UGUGAUUGAACAUGUGGGUGGAGUUUAUUUAAACUGGGGCGGGGCUAUGCAAUAGUGGGCUGGGUUUAAGUUAAUGUGGGUGGAGUUUAGUUUUGACACAAAUCAUGGGCAAAAUAAUUAUUAUAGAUGUUUUAGACAUUUUAUUUAGACGCUCAAUUAUUUAUUAUCAGGUCUCAGUAUAAGAGGAUAAAUGUGGAGGUUUUUGUUAUGAAGGAGAUCCAGCGUAAAUCAUCUGCCAAAUCAAACAUGUAGAUCAGGAAUCAGAACUUCAUAGCGGAUCAGUCGAGGCCCGGGUUACCAACGACCGCCACAGGUGUGUGAUGGACAGGUCAGCUGUGUGGGCGGAGCCUCUUCACAGGUGCAUGCUGGUCCUGACCUGUGUGCUCGUGCUGUGUGAGGUCAUCGUUGGACGUCUGUGUGAAUCUCUCAUUAACACGGUGGACAGCUUCCACACCCUCUACGUCCUCAUCGGCAUGGCGAUCUCCACACGAGGUGCUGAGGAGAUCCCCAGCGUCUCAGCUGAACCCAGAGCAACAGAACCACAGGAGAACCACACAUCUCCUACUGCUGAUGGAUCUCAGUACUCCAGGUUUCGCGUGAAGUUGGUUGGAGGUUUGAUCUCAGCCCUGCUUCUCUCCUCUCUGUGUGUGUCCAUCAGCUUCGAUAUCCUGAGCCACACACUGCAGCCUCACCCCCUACAGCGCCCUCUCCUGGCCACAGCCCUCGGUGCAGUCAGUCUGCUCUUUAAUAUUCUGCUGCUGGUGUGGAGAUGUUCAAGACGAACAGAUUCAGGAGUUUAUGGUCUCAAAAAAAGUGAGACAGAAACUUCUUUACCUCCAGCAGGUUCUCCUCAUGGUGAUGUGCUGAUGUUUUGUAACCCCGGGUUGAACAACGAUCUCCAUCCAGACCCUCAGGAUCACUCGGUUCACCGUCGCUCCAACUCCAUUUCCCAUGAUUCCUCUCACACAGAUGCACAUGGAGAAGAGGAUAAAUGUGAGGGCAGCAGCAGAGACUCAGGUCAUGCUGAAGCUCGGCAGUGUGACGUGAGUGGGUGUAUAAGAAACAUCAUCACAAUGUUCCACAGCCUCCUGGGUUCUUCUCUGGUUCUGCUGAAUGGAUCCCUUCAUCUCCUCUGUGUGCGGUUCCAGUGGAGGUGUGAUCUGAGCGUCUACCUGGACCCAGGGUUCUCCAUGCUCACAGUGCUGGUUCUAUUAGCAGCGGUGGUUCCUGAGCUCUGUCGUCAUGUCCUGCUCCUCCUGCAGGCGUCUCCACCAGGUCUGUGCAUUGAGGAGCUGAGGGCGGAGAUGAAGCGUGUCCCCGGCGUAUUAGGCGUGCACGAGCUCCACGUGUGGCAGCUUUCUGAGAUGUGUGUCGUAGCCUCUGUGCACGUGCACUGGCCGUCGUGUCUGAAUGCACUCGAGUGUUCUGAACUCCUAAGGAGCAUCACAGAUGUUCUGAGAAGGUUUGGGGUGAAGUUCUGGACCAUACAACCCGAGUUUGUGACCUCCCACCCUGAAGAUGCUGCUUUCCGGCCGGACUGCACACUGCGCUGUGGGAAAGUGUGUGUGAGGAAGAUGUGCUGUUUACCUCCAGAGACACCUUUCAGCUCCACAUCUGUCCACAAGAAGCAGAACACACACACCAAUAACUGAUCAUAAAUACAGAAUUAAACACAAACACGCAAUUUAUUUACAUCAAUCACAGAAAUAUUACAUCUGAACAAUAACCAGUUUUUAUUUUCAUAUCAAAAUGUUUACAUUCAAAUUAUUAGAUUCAAUUAUUAGAAUUUCUACCCAAUAAAAACAGAGCAUUAAAUUUUAAUAAAAUAUAAAUAUGUUCUGCUUUAUAUAAAGAGUGGAAUAAUAAUUUAUAGAACUCAGUAAAAUGUACAUUUACGUGUAAAACUAUGUGAAUAAUAAAUAUAAUUCUGAAAGCAAAUUUAUAAACCCAAAUGGUUUAUUAUUUGACUCUGAAUUUCAUCUGAUUUACAUAAAAACAUAUAUUUUAUAAACAACAGCACCUGGAAAAGUGUGGAAACACCUGGUGUAUGUUCCUUUUGUUUUUAUGGUAAAAAGCAGAAACACACUGGAGGACUGGACAGUAAAUGAGUUUAUGUCUUUAACAGAAGAACUUGUGUAAUGUGAUCAGACUCCCUCACACACACACAUGGAGGUGGAAGUGUAAUGGUUUGGGGUUGUUUUGGAGCAGUGAAGAUUCCGGAACGUGAAAGUGAACCAUCAUGUCUCCUAUUCCACACUUCAUCAACGUGCAGUUCCGUCUGGACUGCGGCUCAUCGGAAGCGACUUCACCGUACAACAAGUCGAUGAGCCGAAGCGAUAAACACGUCUGAGUUCUGUACGUGUUAUUUAGAGAGCAGACAGACGUCUGGAGUGAUAUCUAUCAUGGAACCACCUGCCCAGACACCACACCUACAGUUAAUCCUAUGUAGGAGUUUUCAAUAAAAAUAAAGUGGAACAUCUGCACAUUCAACUUGUAACUUCCUCCUUUUUUUCUUUAAACAUCUUCAAUAACAGAACUGACCUGCACUUGAUGUUAUUAGUGCAUUAAAAGUGAGGCAGAACCUCGUACAUUUCUCAGUGUGUCAGGAAUAAACAUUUGGACACGUCUGAUCUACUUAUAAUAAACAAAACAACUCAUUUUACACAUUUUUAUAUCCGAUUAAUCAAAUAACCGAAAAGAAUUGUCUGAUUGAUUAUCAUAAUAGCCGUUACUCAUGCAUAUCUUAUCCAGCCUUAUUUUUAUAUAUAUUUAUUUAUAGUAUAGAAUAUUGUUUUAUUUAUAUUUUAUACUUUACAUUUGUAUUUAUAUUUGUAUAAAAUGUUAGUUUUAUUUGAUUUCUAUCUACACGUGGGACGGUUGUAAAAACACGUGAAUGAAUGUGUGUGUGAGUAAAAUUGAAACAGGAGUAUUUGAUCUGUAAAAUCUGUUCACACCUGCAGCAGUUCAAUAACUUCAUUAUAAAAAAUACACACAACACCAGAGAUCUUAUGUUCCAUGUUUUUACUGUUUUUAUAGAUUUUUUGAAGUUAGAAUGAAAAAAGGCGUACAGCUUUAAAGAGCGAAUGAAAGGUUGUUGUUCAUUCAACGGCAGGCCAACCACAGAAACCUGCCAACCAA
Molecule: messenger RNA, 3138 nt
Organism: Silurus meridionalis
Lineage: Eukaryota; Metazoa; Chordata; Actinopteri; Siluriformes; Siluridae
Product: zinc transporter 1
Exons: 4
Coding region: 321-1652 (443 amino acids)
Biological process (GO): intracellular zinc ion homeostasis; detoxification of zinc ion; zinc ion transmembrane transport
Cellular component (GO): membrane; endoplasmic reticulum; Golgi apparatus
Molecular function (GO): calcium channel inhibitor activity; zinc ion transmembrane transporter activity
Source: RefSeq, a predicted model, not a curated record